Messenger RNA from Nerophis ophidion (straightnose pipefish), 2792 nucleotides. RefSeq names its product cell division cycle associated 7b (gene cdca7b). Lineage: Eukaryota; Metazoa; Chordata; Actinopteri; Syngnathiformes; Syngnathidae. Gene Ontology annotation, biological process: regulation of DNA-templated transcription. The transcript is spliced from 10 exons. Gene Ontology annotation, cellular component: nucleus. Bases 112 to 1299 code for a protein of 395 amino acids. The record is from RefSeq and is a predicted model, not a curated record.
AGUCAAUCGCCUUACCCACGGUAAUGUUUAAAUCCUCUCCUUGACUCGUGUCUCCUGACUCGAGUAAAAAUCUGUUUUUGCUGCUCCAAUUCGCCUCCAAACGAAGAUAAAAUGGCGCUUGAGUCGAAGGCGCUGCGAUUUAAGUCCAAAUUCAUAACCGCAGAGCUGGCUCGUCUAUUCAGCCAAUCGGACAGCGAGGAAGAGUUUGAAGGAUUCAGCGAAGAAGAGGAAAGCGUGGACAGGAAGCGUUUUGUCAAACCAUAUAAGACCAAGGCGGAGUCCGAGGAUGAGAGCGACGUGGACACAGGUUUCUACUCUGAUGACGACGACACACUCUUGACCAAGAGGAGAAGUCUUUUAGUGGCGCUCAGAUUUCCAAGCAAACAGUCGUCUACACCCAAACAAGAGCCGAAAAACAAAAGCGUCAAAAAGCCGGCGCAAGAGACCCUGGCGCAGAAGAUGAGACAGAGGCUGAAGAAGGAGGAUAAACACAGAGAAGAAGAGAAGGAACCGCAGGAGGAGAAGGGAGAAGAUGAUGUGUUGUACCAGAGCUUAAGGAAACGUGAUAAAAACAUCCGGGAGAACAAGGCCAUGCUGGCUAAGCUGUUUGCUGACCUCAGCACUAUGACGGAUCUGACACUGCCCACCACCCCUCAAAAGAAGAAGCGCUCCCCGGUGAAAGCGACGCCGCGCAAGCGCAAAUCCGAAGUGGAGAACGGGUCGGAGAGGAGGAACCCGUCCCGUAAGGCCCGCCCUCCCGAGAACUUUGCUGUGGACCAAGAGUGUGAGCCGAAGCCCCGUGGAGGCCCCAAAGCCAUGGACCUCAGGAGACUUGUGGAGGUGGACGACGAGCUUGCUGGCAGCAAACCCAAAAAGAGAAGGAGCCACCGACGCAGUCAGUACGAGUACAAGACCGUUGAUGACAUCACGAAGGAAGACCUGGACAACAUAGCCUGCCGCAGCAAGGACAAGAUCUGGGACAAAGAGACCGGAAGCUCGUGCCACCAGUGCAGGCAGAAAACUCUGGACACCAAGACCGUGUGCCGCAGCGGCUUCUGUUCGGCGGGCAAAGGGCAGUUCUGCGGGCCGUGCCUCAAGAACCGUUACGGCGAGGACGUACGCACCGUUCUGCUCGACCCGACAUGGUCGUGCCCCCUUUGCAGAGGGGUGUGCAACUGCAGCCUGUGUCGUAAAAAGGAGGGUCGCUGUGCAACUGGCAUCUUGGUAGGGCUGGCCCGCUACAACGGCCAUGAUAACGUCCAUGAAUAUCUGGAGAGCAUUCAGAAGGAACUCCAGUAAAGUCUGACUCAAACACCAUCACUGCUCAUCACUCUUUUAUACACAUUCAUGCUCUAGCAUCAUCACUCUGAUAGUUUAUAGACACUUUUUAUUCUUUUUAUGCGAAAGAGAAAGCGCAAAAUAGUUUUGUGAUAAGAAAAAGCUGAAAUGGUUGAACUAAUAAUGAUGUACUUUGUCACUUCUAAAACAAAUCUGACACAAUAUCUGGUUAGCAUUUGAAAUUUACAAAAAAUACGGUAUAGGCCAAAAGUUUUGGACACACCUUCAUUUUCUACCGCUUGUCCCUUUUGGGGUGACGGGUGGUGCUGGAGCCUAUCUCAGCUGCAUUUGGGCUGAAGGCAGUGCAAACCCUGGACAAGUCACCACCUCAUCACACCUCAUUCAAUGCAAUUUUCAUGACUAUUUACAUUGUAGAUAGUCACAUCAAAACUAUGAAUGAACACAUGUGGAGUUAUGUACUUAACAAAAAAAAAGGUGAAAUAACUGAAAACAUGUUUUAUAUUCUCGUUUCUUCAAAAUGGCCACUCUUGGCAUUCUCUUCAUGAGCUUCAAGCACACCUGUGAAGUGAAACCCACUUCAGGUGACUAAAAGGCGCAUGUGAAUGAAUUAUUUACACAGAAAGUUUCUGUCAAUGUUUAUUUACAUACCUUAAUCGUUUUUUUAAACUUUCUGUAACACGGCAGUAAAACGGCUGAUCAUGCAAAACAGAAGUCAUGGCCAUGGACCCACUACUCCCUCCAAUCAGCUAAACAGACUCCAUGAGCUUCAAGCACACCUGGGAAGUGAAACCCAUGACUACCUGUUGAAGCUCAUGGAGAGAAUGCCAAGAGUGUGCAAAGGGUGGCUAUUUUGAAGAAACUAGAAUAUAAAACGUGUUUUCAGUUAUUUCACCUUUUUUUUUGUUAAGUACAUAACUCCACAUGUGUUCAUUCAUAGUUUUGAUGUGACUAUCUACAAUGUAAAUAGUCAUGAAAAUAAAGAAAACACAUUGAAUGAGAAGGUGUGUCCAAACUUUUGUCCUGUACUGUACAUGCAGACAAAUUGCUUAAUUAUACUGAGGAUCUUUAGGCGCUGGAGUCAUGUUCUCGGGAUGAUUUUUGUGGUCCUCUCGCCUUUUAGGCACUCUACUCGGGCUUGUGGAGGUGUGUCGCAUCGUGGAAUGCACACUUCCUGUCCUUUCCAAACGUCUACAAUGUUUUUUAAUUGUUAUUUCUGUUCUGAAUGUCGUUUUUGAGACGCUCUGCACUAACUUUAAAAGUGGUUUCAUUACUUAAUUUACCAGCUAAAAUGUCGAGGAAAGAACUGGACCUAACUUUUCGUCAAAAACUAGGACGGAAACUAAAUUGACAAACAUUGACGAUAACUAAGCAACAUUUUUAGUGAACAAAAUGAAUGCUGACAUGUGCCCAAUGCAAGUUUUAUACAAGCUUUCAUAACGUUAAUGUUUGAUUAUUGCAAUGGAGUUGAAAUAAAAAUGUUUGGGUUUUUUUUC